AUGGUACUUACACAGCCCCCAAAGAAAAGUGUGUCCUCAACGGCAUCCGAAACUCUUUCCAGAGGCAAAGGAAAGCAGGAUAACAAAGCAAAGAAACCUCAAAAUGAAUCUACUACAAUGCAGGAACCACCAAGGAUUGAGGAUGCUGAGGAGUUUCCUGAUCUGGCAGCUGCUUCUGAUAGGAGAAGCAGACUGGGAUCUCAGAAAUCAUUUACUCCUGCUGUCUUAAAGCAGUCUGAAGAAACAUCCAGGAACAGUGGUAAGAAGAGUCAAAUUCCUGUGCAGUUGGAUUUGGGUGGCAUGCUUGCAGUUCUGGAGCAGAAACAGCAAACAGAGAAGUCAAAACAGUCUUCUAAACCUGUGGUAUUUUCAGUUGGUGGUGCCAUACCUUUGCUUUCUAAGGAACCUGCUGCAGCCACAAAAAGUCACCGGUUAAACCAAGGAAAGAUGCCUCAUAACCCUUUGGAUUCCAGUGCUCCUUUGGUAAAGAAAGGGAAGCAGAGAGAAGUCCCUAAGGCAAAGAGACCAACACCUCUUAAAAAGUUGACCCCUAGUAAUUAUUUUGUCCAUCAUGACACUGUAACACAAGUUGCUGAAGGGUUUCCGGAGAACACAGGGAUCAGCGAAUCUACAGAAGGUUCUAUUACUUCAAAGCAGCCGACCUCCAGUCUUCCAAAAAUCCAUAGUAGGAAUUUUAGAGAGUAUUGCAGCCAGGUACUUAGUAAAGAAGUUGACAGUUGUGUGACAGAUCUGUUAAAAGAACUGGUGCGCUUCCAAGAUCGCUUAUAUCAGAAAGACCCGGUAAAGGCCAAGAUAAAACGCCGGCUUGUUAUGGGUCUUAGAGAAGUUCUGAAACACCUGAAGCUGAAAAAACUUAAAUGUGUCAUCAUCUCACCUAACUGUGAAAAGAUUCAGUCAAAGGGUGGGUUGGAUGAGACUCUACACAACAUUAUCAACUGUGCCUGUGAACAGAAUAUCCCAUUUGUUUUUGCCCUUAAUCGCAAGGCCCUGGGCCGCUGUUUGAACAAAGCAGUGCCUGUGAGCGUAGUGGGGGUUUUUAGUUAUGAUGGAGCUCAGGAUCAUUUUCAUAGGAUGGUACAACUGACAACAGAGGCCAGGAAGGCCUACAAAGAUAUGAUAGCAGCUUUAGAGAAAGAAGCUGAAGGAGGACUAAGAGAAAGCCAACCCAGUAUCUUAACCACUGACUAUGAAAAAAAUGGCUUCUCAGAAAUGGGUAAAAUGUCUUCCAAGCACUGUGAUGAGGAUGUACCAAAUUAUAUUAAAAUCUGGAAGAGAAAACUUGAAGAGGAGUAUAACCCAUAUGCACUGGAACUGGAAAAGAAUGCCACUGCUGACACGGUGAUUACUAAUUAA
Messenger RNA from Chaetura pelagica (chimney swift), 1374 nucleotides. It is a transcript of the gene SECISBP2, whose product is annotated as SECIS binding protein 2. Gene Ontology annotation, cellular component: ribonucleoprotein complex. NCBI's taxonomy places the organism in Eukaryota, Metazoa, Chordata, Aves, Apodiformes, Apodidae. The record is from RefSeq and is a predicted model, not a curated record. The transcript has 11 exons. The coding region runs from base 1 to 1374 and encodes 457 amino acids. Gene Ontology annotation, molecular function: ribonucleoprotein complex binding; mRNA 3'-UTR binding; selenocysteine insertion sequence binding. Gene Ontology annotation, biological process: selenocysteine incorporation.